Larimichthys crocea (large yellow croaker) is the source of this 2369-nucleotide messenger RNA. Its product is annotated as calsequestrin-2. Gene Ontology annotation, biological process: regulation of cardiac muscle contraction by regulation of the release of sequestered calcium ion. Gene Ontology annotation, molecular function: calcium ion binding. The transcript has 11 exons. NCBI's taxonomy places the organism in Eukaryota, Metazoa, Chordata, Actinopteri, Sciaenidae. The coding region runs from base 217 to 1446 and encodes 409 amino acids. The record is from RefSeq and is a predicted model, not a curated record. Gene Ontology annotation, cellular component: Z disc; sarcoplasmic reticulum lumen.
AGGAGGAGACAGGAGACAGGUGGAGAGGGAGAGAUAUCAAGGAGGAGAGCCACAGAGAGAAGCAGAGAGGGGAGAGAUAGUGAUGAAAUAUUUGUGAGAAUGUUUCACAUUUGCUGGAUGGAUUUCUCCUUUGCAUGAUAUCUGCCGUACUUCUUGGUUCUUUGAUUUUCUCUGCAAACUUCAUUCUGGCUAAAAAAAAACUCUAAUUGAACAGCAAUGCAGCAAAUGUGGCUUUCUCUACUAUCCGGCCUGUGCCUUCACCUGGUUUUCCUUUGCACUGCCGAGGAAGGUCUCGAGUUCCCUAAUUUUGACGGGAAGGACAGGGUGCUGGACAUCAGCGAGCGCAACUACAAGAAGGCUCUGAAGAGGUACGACCUGCUGUGCCUGUUCUACCAUGAACCACUGCCUGCCAACAAGGGCCUGCAGAAGAGGUUCCAGAUGACAGAGCUGGUGCUGGAGCUCACAGCUCAGGUCCUGGAGAACAAAGACAUCGGUUUUGGGAUGGUGGACUCCCAGAAAGACGCCAAAGUAGCCAGAAAACUGGGUCUGGAGGAGGUGGGCAGCUUGUACGUCUUCAAGGACGACCGCGUCAUCGAGUUUGAUGGGGAGCUCUCAUCAGACACACUGGUGGAGUUUCUGUUGGAUGUGCUGGAGGACCCUGUGGAAAUGAUCAAUAAUGCCAUGGAGCUGCGAGCCUUUGAGAGGAUGGAGGAGGACAUCCGUCUGAUUGGCUACUUCAGAGGAGAGGAUUCAUACUACAAAGCUUUUCAAGAGGCGUCAGAACGUUUUCAACCUUACAUCAAGUUCUUUGCUACGUUUGACAAAUCUGUAGCCAAACAUCUGUCUCUUAAGAUGAACGAGGUGAACUUUUAUGAGCCGUUCAUGGAGGAGCCGGCCAUCCUGCCUGGCAGACCUCUGACAGAGAUGGACAUUGUGGAGUUUGUCAACCAACACAGAAGAGCUACUUUGAGGAAGCUCCGGGCAGAGAAUAUGUUUGAAACAUGGGAGGACGACAUGGAUGGAAUACAUAUUGUUGCGUUUGCAGAGGAAGAAGAUCCAGAUGGCUAUGAGUUCCUAGAGAUCCUGAAAGACGUGGCCAGAGACAACACCAACAACCCUGAGCUCAGCAUCGUCUGGAUCGACCCUGAUGAUUUCCCACUGCUGACCACUUACUGGGAAAAAACCUUCAAGUUGGACCUGUUUAGGCCUCAGAUUGGUGUGGUGAACGUAACAGAUGCGGAUAGCGUGUGGCUGGACAUGUCCAACGACGAGGACUUGCCCACCGCCGAGGAGCUGGAGGACUGGAUAGAGGACGUCCUGUCGGGGAGGGUGAACACUGAGGACGAUGACGAGUCUGCUGACGACCAGGAAAGCCCCGACAGCUACUUGACAGAGGACAGCUCCGAAAGUCAUGACCCAGAUGAGGAAGACGACAGUGACGAUUAAAUGGAGGAAUUAUGGGCUGGCGUCAAAAUAUUGAACAAUUUGAAAAUCAUUUAAAAGUGAAAUGAAAAGUAAAUUCAUGGUCUCCCCAAAAAAAAAAAACCCUGUAUUCUAGACUCUGUAGACUGUGGUUGAAAUAGUUGAAGGUCGUAAUUGGAAAUUUAUGGCCCAGUUUAUAAUGAAGUUAGCACAGUGCUGGGAGCAGAAAAUUCUCCUGUGUUCACCGAGGAUCAAGAUAUCAGAACUUUCUGUGUCGCAUACAUGUCAGUUAAAGCUCCAUUUAUAGAUUUAGGCCAAUUGGGGACAUCACAACUAAACAUAAACACUGACAUCACCCUUUAAGUUGCCCUAACAGCAACACUGGCUCAGGCCAAACGUCCAACUUUCACUCCCCUUUUAGCUCUGUUUUGGUCUCCACCGACCCCUGAGAGAAAUAUCUGGCUCUUCAGUCACCAAACACUCCAUUAUAUUCACCAGCUAGUCGCUAACUUGUCUGCUGUUUGGUGCUAGCAGUGGGUUUUGGGAACUUUUUCACUAGAAAUAGGAAUUAUGCUGAGCUGCGAGAGUGAAUCAAAAACAUCAAGGCUGCGAGGCUGUAAAACCAAAACAAUGAGCUGAAAGACGCUAAAAUGUUGCGUAGAUGUAAAGGUUUGGCGAUAAGUCUUUGCGAGUUCACAGAAAAUAUUUAUUAUAGCAGUUUUAAGAUUGAGGAAAAUGAUUAGAUAAUUAAGAUUAAUCUUAGUUUGUGGGUAUCGAUGUUGUUCUUAGUAGCAUAGUACUUGAAUUUUUGUGAUUAAUUCAGGACAAAUUGAAAUGAUUGAAUUAAAAGAACGACACAUAAAAGUAUUAAAAGCACUUUUUUGAUUAUGUAAAACAGUGUUAAUAAAAGUACACAAUGAAUACGCGCAACUCUUUUUUAAUUUGAA